This is a messenger RNA of Eutrema salsugineum, 1605 nucleotides long. RefSeq lists its product as uncharacterized. Bases 1 to 1605 code for a protein of 534 amino acids. The transcript has 5 exons. Lineage: Eukaryota; Viridiplantae; Streptophyta; Magnoliopsida; Brassicales; Brassicaceae. The record is from RefSeq and is a predicted model, not a curated record. Gene Ontology annotation, molecular function: zinc ion binding.
AUGGAAGAUAUUCCAGCGGAUGUUGAUUCUGAUGGUGAAGACCGUCGUGAGCGUAACGCAUAUGAAAUUGAGGAAGCAUUAACCCAGUUCGAAGACGAGCCUCCUAUUCUGCACAAUUAUACCCAUAAUCUGAUGAUGAUGAAGAAAAUGAAGGAAGCUGUCUUGAACCAUGCUCUGAGAACUUGCCGGAAUAUAUCGCAGUAUAAGUAUGAUAAGACUAGGGUUGUGUUUGAAUGUAAUGGCAAAGGUUGUUCAUGGCGCAUAUAUUGCUCAGUUCCGAAGAAUAGUACUAGGUGGCAGUGUGCGAUGUUAAAAGACAAUGUCAUUGCUCGACUAUUUCUUGAUAAGAUCCGUGAAGAGGAAGAGUACUUCAUGCCAAUGAAGAUUGAACAACUGAUUAUGGAGAAAUGGAGGAUAUGUGUGACAAGAAAUCAAUGCCAGCAUGCUAGGAACAAAGCAUUGAGAUGGAUUGAGAGGGAGUAUGCACAGCAGUUCUCACGUCUGCGUGAUUAUGCGACUGAGAUAGAGCAUUCAAACCCUGGAUCUUCAGUGGAGGUUGACUGUAUAACAAACGAGGCAGGAAGCCAUGUUUUUCAAAGGUUUUAUGUUUGUUUCAAUAAUCUUAGGAGAUCAUGGAAAGAGAAUUGUCGGCUUCUUAUAGGAGUUGAUGGCUGCUUCUUGAAAUCAGUUCAGAAGGGUGAGUUGUUUGUUGCUAAUGGGAGAGAUGCUGAUAACAGAAUUUAUCCAAUUGCAUGGGCUGUAGUUCAAAUGGAAAACACAAAUAACUGGGCAUGGUUCUUUCGUAAGAUCAAGAUCAAGGUUGACUUAUGUCCUGGAGAUGGGGAUGAAUAUGUUUUGGUGUCUGACCGUCAAAAGGGAUUGCUCAUUGCUGUGAAGGAGGAGCUACCUCUGAUAGAACAUAGAAUGUGUGUCAGACAUAUUUACAUGAAUGUGAAGUAUCGACAUGGAAAGAUGCCAGAGCUGAAGACACUGAUUUGGCAUCUCGCUUGGAGCUAUAACUUGGCAGAGUACAAAGAAAAUUUGAAGAAGAUUGAGGAUUACGAUGAAGCUGUAUAUGCUGAUGUGAUGAAAAUGAAGCCAGAGACUUGGUGCAGAGCAUUCUACAAGCUUGGACCAUAUUGUGAGGAUGUGGAAAACAACUCUGUAGAAUCAUUCAACAACUCUAUAGGUAAAGCCAGAGACAAGGCUUUAGUGCCAAUGUUGGAGACCAUUGCAAGACUUGCAAUGGUUCGUAUAGCCAAAAGAGAAGCUAAAGCCGAUGGCCAUCAAGGCUUAACAACUCCAUAUGUGAGUAAGUAUUUGGCGGAACAGAAUGAGAAAGCUAAAGAAUGCAUUGUCCAACCUUCUACCAAUAAGAUGUUUUUAGCUAUAGUCGAUGGAUGUUCAUAUCGAGUCAACUUGGAGCAUUGGACUUGUACCUGCAGAAAGUGGCAAAUCACAGGCAUUCCAUGUGAACAUGCAUAUGAAGUCAUAAUUAAGAGAGGCCUUGAAACUCAAGACUAUGUCUGCAAGUGGUUUAAGACAGAGAUGUGGAGGAAGCUUUAUAUGGAUGGCAUUGUUCCAGUUAGAGGUGCCCGGUUUUAG